UUAAUUUGACACACACAUUUAUUAUUAUUUAUUAUUAAAAAUGGCAGGUUUUGCAAAUAUGAAUCGUUUGACCGGUUCAAUAACAAGUUUAACAAAAUUAUUAACAAAUCUUACUGUGUCAUCUUCUCUCGUUAUAAAUAAUACAACAAAAUGUGUUGUUCCAAGAAUAUGUAUGAGUCAAGUGUCAUGUAUCAGUACAACACCAAAAAAUAAUGAUUUAAUGGAAUUUUUUGAUGCUGAAAAAUAUUGGGGAGCUAAAGUUGUUAAAGUUGGACGUUCAUGGCUUAAAGAUGAGUUGAGAUUAAAAAGCAAUGAAGAUCUUCAUAAACUUUGGUAUAUAUUGUUGAAAGAAAAAAAUAUGCUGUUAACAAUGGAACAUGCAUGCAAAGAAGCAUUUGAAUAUUUUCCAAGUCCAGAAAGACUUGACAAAGUUGAAGAGAGCAUGGAAAAUCUUGAGACAGUUGUACGUGAAAGAAAUAUUGCAUAUCAUCAAUUAGAAACUGGUGAAUCUGGUGAACGAAAAGCUAGAAUUGUUUAUAAUCAACUUGGUACACGUAUGGCAUACAGAUCACUUCAGCAUGUUAUGCCACAAUUUAUGAAUACAUCAUGGCAAAAAAGGCAUAUAUUUAGAUUUGGAGGACGUGCUGUUGCGAAAUUCCGUAGACGUUAUCAUGAAAAAUUAUUCUUGGAAAAAAGAAAAGCAAGACAACGUGAACAAAAUGCAGUUAAAUUAAUUUUACAACAAAACAAAGAUGUUGAUAUGGAUGCAAUCAAAGAAAAAUAUCCUAGUGUUGAUCUUGAAAGAUUAAAACACACCAAGUAUGCCCAGGGUCAUUUUAUACGUCAUUUUAAAUGAAACAAUUUUUAAAUAUGUAUAUUGUAAGAUUUUCAUUUAAAUAAUUAAUAAAUUACUAAAAUUAUGAAAAU
Molecule: messenger RNA, 927 nt
Organism: Aphidius gifuensis
Lineage: Eukaryota; Metazoa; Arthropoda; Insecta; Hymenoptera; Braconidae
Gene: mRpL47
Product: 39S ribosomal protein L47, mitochondrial
Exons: 4
Coding region: 41-856 (271 amino acids)
Biological process (GO): mitochondrial translation
Cellular component (GO): mitochondrial large ribosomal subunit; mitochondrial ribosome
Molecular function (GO): structural constituent of ribosome
Source: RefSeq, a predicted model, not a curated record